This is a messenger RNA of Ctenocephalides felis (cat flea), 369 nucleotides long. RefSeq names its product dipeptidase 1-like. Gene Ontology annotation, molecular function: metallodipeptidase activity. NCBI's taxonomy places the organism in Eukaryota, Metazoa, Arthropoda, Insecta, Siphonaptera, Pulicidae. The coding region runs from base 1 to 369 and encodes 122 amino acids. Gene Ontology annotation, biological process: proteolysis. The transcript has 3 exons. The record is from RefSeq and is a predicted model, not a curated record.
AUGAAUCGUCUGGGCAUGUUGGUGGACCUGUCUCACGUGUCCCAACGUGUUAUGUUGGCAACUUUGAGACAAACGGAAGCCCCUGUUAUUUUUUCGCACUCUUCAGCCCAUCAAUUGUGUAACAACUCUAGGAAUGUCCCUGACUACAUUCUCAAAAAACUGGCUGAAAAUGGUGGAAUUGUUAUGGUUGCAUUCUACCCACAUUUUGUCAGCUGUUCUUCAAAUGCAACUUUAUUAGAUGUCGCAGACUCAAAAGACAUGACACCUCAGAGGGAAAAAAAUGCAAGAAAGUUGCCGGAGUUAAAAACAAAACACGUACAGAACAAUGGAUUAACUUUAAGCAGAUUGCUAAAAGGAAACUUGGAAUAA